This is a messenger RNA of Crotalus tigris (Tiger rattlesnake), 2061 nucleotides long. It is a transcript of the gene ISL2, whose product is annotated as ISL LIM homeobox 2. Gene Ontology annotation, molecular function: cis-regulatory region sequence-specific DNA binding; DNA-binding transcription factor activity, RNA polymerase II-specific. The transcript has 6 exons. The coding region runs from base 188 to 1279 and encodes 363 amino acids. The record is from RefSeq and is a predicted model, not a curated record. Gene Ontology annotation, cellular component: nucleus. NCBI's taxonomy places the organism in Eukaryota, Metazoa, Chordata, Lepidosauria, Squamata, Viperidae. Gene Ontology annotation, biological process: neuron fate specification; axonogenesis; positive regulation of transcription by RNA polymerase II.
UCGCUCUGCUCUCCGGCCGGGCUGGCGGAGUUAGGCUGGAGCGGAGCAGCGGCCGGAGACGCCCCCCCCUCUUUUUAUUCUAUUAUUAUUAUCAUCCUUAUUAUUAUUAUUAUUAUUCCUCUUUUUUUCCUCUCCCCCCUUCUUUUUUUCUUCCCGCGUCCCAACUGUUGCCCGCACCUCCUUCUGCAUGGUGGACAUUAUUUUCCCUUCCCCUUUUGGAGGCGCGAUGGGGGAUCACGCCAAAAAGAAAGCCGGGACGGCCACGUGCGUGGGCUGCGGGAGCGAAAUCCACGACCAGUACAUCCUGAAGGUCUCGCCCGACCUGGAGUGGCACGCGGCCUGCCUGAAGUGCGCGGACUGCAGCCAGUACCUGGACGAGACCUGCACCUGCUUCGUGCGCGACGGGAAGACCUACUGUAAAAGAGAUUACAUCAGGCUCUUCGGCACCAAGUGCGCCAGGUGCGCGGGCGGCUUCAGCAGCAGCGACCUGGUCAUGCGCGCCCGCGGCCACGUCUACCACCUGGAGUGCUUCCGAUGCGCCGUCUGCAGCCGGCAGCUCCUGCCCGGGGACGAGUUCGCGCUGCGCGACCGCGAGCUGCUCUGCCGCGCCGACCACCGCCUCCUGCGCGAGGGCGCCGCCUCGGCCGAGAGCCCCCCGCGCAGCCCCGGACACCUGCCGGGCGCCAGGCCGGGCCCGCUCCCGCUGCCAGACGCGGUGCCCGGGCGGCAGCCCUCGCUGCGUUCCCACGUGCACAAGCAGGCGGAGAAGACGACCCGGGUGCGGACGGUGCUGAACGAGAAGCAGCUUCACACGCUGCGCACCUGCUACGCGGCCAACCCGCGGCCGGACGCGCUGAUGAAGGAGCAGCUGGUGGAGAUGACCGGGCUGAGCCCACGCGUGAUCCGCGUCUGGUUCCAGAACAAGCGCUGCAAAGACAAGAAAAAGUCCAUCCUCAUGAAACAGCUGCAGCAGCAGCAGCACAGCGACAAGGCAAGUUUGCAGGGCUUAACUGGGACGCCCGUGGUUGCUGGCAGCCCCAUCCGCCACGACAGCGCCGUGCAAGGCAGCGCGGUAGAGGUGCAGACGUACCAACCCCCCUGGAAAGCUCUCAGCAAUUUUGCUCUGCAGAGUGACUUGGAUCAGCCUGCCUUCCAGCAACUGCUCUCCAUUUCUGAAUCCGGCUCCUUAGGCAACUCAUCAGGCAGCGACGUCACCUCUUUAUCGUCCCAGCUCCCCGAUACCCCCAACAGCAUGGUUCCUAGUCCAGUGGAAACGUGAGAGCGUCUUUUGAACGCCUGACCUCAAGGACAUUCUGCAUGUUUUCUUUGCUUCUUGCAUGAGAACUGAGCGCUACGGCAACACAACCUGUUAAAUUAUUCUCUUUAUUUAAAAACCCGGCUCCAUCUUGUCUUCUGUCGGACCGUCCGUGGCUGGAAGUCUUCCGGGGGUUCCCCUGACUUUGCCAAGCAGGGAGGGGGGGAAAAGGAGUCCAACUUCCCAGGAAUUCUGGUCCUUCCUCCCCCCCUCAAAUACCUCUGGAUUAUACUCGAAUGAGACUCAGAUCCUGGUCUUGUAGUUUUAGAAGAUGGCUUUUUCCGUUUUCCUGUUAUUUUUCCUCAACGGAAGGAAAUCAACUCAACGUGGAAUGGCGUAGGGCCAUCCAGAUGGACCCCAACAUCUGUUGCCUUCAUCUCAACCGGUUCUGGAUGCCCAUCGCCAACUCUCUUGUGGCUUCCUUCUUCCCAAUUGCCUGGAAAAACCUGGAACUUUUUCUGUCUCCGUUUUUUUUGGGUGGUCCCAAAAGAGGAGAUUUGUGUUCUUUUUUUCUCACUCUUUCUCUCUUCCUGAGCCCGCAUGCUUGCUGGAAAAAUUCCAGCAGGACUUGUGUGUCUGGUCCAAAACAACCCCCCCCCUUCCCCAUUGCCAGUGUUAAAUUAUCUUGUGGAUGGAAGGUGUGUGGUUCUUUCUCAGCCUUUGCAGACCAAAGUAAGUUAUUGUUAUUUAUUAUCGCGCAGCAGCAGUGGAGUUGAGAAUUUGACCUCAAAAAUAAAAGAACAAAU